Varroa destructor (honeybee mite) is the source of this 2081-nucleotide messenger RNA. RefSeq names its product atypical protein kinase C-like. Gene Ontology annotation, molecular function: ATP binding; protein kinase activity. Lineage: Eukaryota; Metazoa; Arthropoda; Arachnida; Mesostigmata; Varroidae. The record is from RefSeq and is a predicted model, not a curated record. Gene Ontology annotation, biological process: protein phosphorylation.
AGACCUGAAAGCAGAGGCCCUAUUUAACUGGAGAUUUCACUAAGUUUUUCAUUUCUCUUGAAAGUAAUUCCUCCGAUAUAUUUGACCACGAAUUUUCCUUUGACACCUGCAACAAAGACACGUCUUUAUUCAACAAAUCGUGACGCUAGAUUCACUAAAAGAUUAUCGGUCACUGUGACAGCAGAUUCUCAGGUAGAACUUCGAUUGGCGGAAAUGUUGCCCCGUCAUUUCCAUUUCUAAAUUACGACAAUAACGCAGUGAAAGCGGCAAACACAGAGAUAUAUUAUUAUUUCUCUUACUAAAUUUACUCCACCUGCCCGCUUAAGGGGGUAGGGCAUUUGACAAAGAUCCUUUUGUCCAUCAGCCAAAACGAUAGUGCGUGUGUGUGUGUGUGUGCGUGCGGCGCGUGCAUGACGACCUGUGCGCAUGCGCUGGGCUGAGGACAGUAAUUAUGAGCGUAGAAAAUACCAGAACUGACGUCCUGGUACCAAAUCCCAGAACAGUACGGAAAUCUCGAAAAGGCACGAUUCGAAGCAGGGAAAGUUAUGAUGAAUCGCAGGUGAAAUGUGGCAAGCAGAAGUACGUUUCCCGCGCAGAAACCCACACAGCGACCAAGGCUAAAACAGAACAGCCGGCGGAGCCUCAAAUCGAAGACGAGCCCAUUUUAAUUCCGGAGGUAGGUACCGUUGUUCCGGACUCGUUCUGGAUGAACCCAUUAUGCAAAAAAGCUGUGGUCUUCAAGGUCUGCCACAUCAUCCAGAUCGGUGAGGCAAUCGGACAGGGGUCUUUUGGCACCGUGUUCAAGAUCAGCAUCGGAAGGGAAACGGCGGCGCUGAAAUGUGUCCAGAAAUCAACAGCGACACAGGAUCAACAGCGGGAACUGAGCAAAGUUAAAUGCGAAUUCAGCGUUUGGCGGGCAGUAUCCGAGCAUCCAAAUGUAGUUAGCCUGAUCGGUUUCCUGCAAACGGACCGCAACUGGUGUUUCGUUAUGGAGUUCGCGCCUUUGGGAAGCCUUAGCCACUACCUAAAGGAUACCGGGGGGCCCCUUGAAAUCGAUCAGUCAAGACGACUGGCUGCCCAGUUAGCUCACGCAAUUCACUGUGUGCACGAAAUGGGUUUCCUACAUCGUGACGUGAGCUGCUCGAACAUUCUAUUGGUCAAGUCCACAACACACCCAAAGAUGCUUGACGCUAAAUUGACCGAUUUCGGCCUCAGUAUAAAAGGUCAAACGUCUUCGAGCCGGUGCGGAUCACUGGCGUACAUGUCACCCGAAGUUCUAGAACGAUCGCCUUAUGCAACGGAUGCGGAUUGGUGGUCAUAUGGAAUCGUUGUCUACUGCAUGUUCGUUGGAAGGACACCGUUAUCUGUGUAUGCUAAGAAGAAACACAUCGAGCUGAGCUCACUCUCAAGAGAGAUGAGGUACGAGCUGGCUAAAAAUGUCACAAUUCACAUUACCCGUCAGCUAAACGCGGAACAGCGAGCAUUUCUCAUCGAUAUCCUGCGUGACAAUCCUGUCGAACGCUUGGGAGUGUGGCGAUUUUCGCACUCUGAUGGACGUGUGAGCGAUACGUUGGAGCCGUUUCGCCGGCACAAGUUCCUGGCCGGCUUUGACUGGGCAAACCUUGACGCUGUCGGGACUAAGUUGAAACAGCAACAACGCCAAGGUCGCAGCGGGCCCCUAGAUUCGAAGGAGGACCUGCAGUUGCCAUCGCUCGAGGAACGGCUUCAAUCGGCGGCAUGUUCGCCCAAGCUGAAAUUUCCACAUGACCGUAGUCUAUCCGAUUAGCAUGAACACAUUACGGUAGAAGAAGAGAAACCGCUAUACAGCCAUAACAGCGAAAUAUCUUAAUUAGUUUGGUAGUAGAUGAGCACAAACAACGACGACAAGCUGUGGUGAUCAGUAUGUUAAGAUGGAUCUCUUCAACGAGUCACGAUUGAGUGCUUCAACUUUUGCUGUUGUCCUUACGUAGAACGGAAAUAGGUCUAAAUAUGUGAUAUUUGACGCCAUAGUAGAGAAACCCAGACCGCUGGGAAGGUGGGAGGACUAAAAUGAUAAAUCUGGAUUGAUGCCAUAACCUACA